AUUUUCCACCAAGAGGUCAUGAAUAAGGAGGAACUAAACCUGUUUGCUUUCACUUUCACAGCCUUGGGAAAUAAAAUAUCAGAAGUAGACUAGACUAUGAACCACACAAUGUUUUGGCAUAUAUAAUUUUAAUUUACUUUUAUUAUCUGAACAAACAAACGAAUGAGCAAAUAUGCCCAAACUAACGCUCAUCGGAUUGUACUUUUGGAUUUGUCUGGUGCAAAAGGUGGUUUCCGGAGAUCUUUAUCAUGAAGUGGGAGGUGAGCUCGUGUUGACGCCAGACAAGUCCACAGUGACUGACCCCAUCACAAGCAUCCUAUGGAAGCAUGGGAAGAACAAGGUGGCAGAGUGGGACAAGGAUUUUGGGGGUCUGGACAUCUAUGCUGACUUCAAAAGCCGCACAACCCUGAACCAGACAACUGGAGAGCUGAGAAUCAGUGGAUUGAUGAAAACAGACAGUGGAGUUUAUUCUGUGGAGCUCAACAGCAAACUGCUUGACAAGACAUAUACACUGUUUGUUAUCAAGGCAGUCCCCAAACCCAAAAUCACUUCUUCCUGCAACGCCAACCAAACCUCCUGCACUCUGACCUGUGAAGGUGACACCACUGAUGCUGAACCCGUCACCUACAGAUGGAAAGUGGCAGAGGGGGCGUGGGAAGUCGGAGUAGAACAGUUUAAUGUCUUUAAUAGCGACACUGGCCAAUCAACCAAUGGUUACAAGUACAUCUGCAAGCUGAAUAAUGCUGUUAGUGGGGAAGGGAAAGUCAGUGAGCCAGUUGGAGAGGUGUUUGGUCCAGAGCCUUCCAAUACCAGUACUAUUGUUGUUGGUGUUGUCAUAUUAGUGCUUGCUGCCGUCAUAACAGGAUUUUUGGUGUGGAAGAAAAAGACAAGAUAUCCCCAAAACACCUGGAUUGACUUUUUGAGAAAGUUUUGUGGUGCAAGGUUUGGGGAUGAUCAGGUCACCAACCGUGGAGCUUCAGGGAUUCUAUCUGGGGUUGCCAUGGAUACAGUUUAUAGCACUGUAGGGGAGAAGUCUUUUAGAGAUUACUCCAGGAAUCAGAAUAAUGACAACCAUCCCACUAACACAGUUAGAUCCAAUGAUGGAAACAACCAAACCACAGGUAAACUCAGUGAUGGAGUCCAGCCAGAACAAGAGACGGUUAGGCUACUGUCCAUCAAAACAGGGGAUGAUGACACAGACAAAUUGCAGGGGAAUGGAGGCAGUGAUGGAGUCCAGCCAGACCUAGUUGCCGAGUCUAAAACGGAUGGCAGCACUGCACCAGUGGGCGAGGAUGAGUCUAAAACAGAUGGCAGCGCUGCACCAGUGGGCGAGGAUGAGUCUAAAACGGAUGGCAGCGCUGCACCAGUGGGCGAGGAUGAGUCUAAAACGGAUGGCAGCACUGCACCAGUGGGCGAGGAUGAGUCUAAAAUGGAUGGCUGCGCUGCACCAGUGGGCGAGGAUGAGUCUAAAACGGAUGGCAGCGCUGCACCAGUGGGCGAGGAUGAGUCUAAAACGGAUGGCAGCGCUGCACCAGUGGGCGAGGAUGAGUCUAAAACGGAUGGCAGCGCUGCACCAGGGGCUGACCGAAACACAGCUGAAGGAGAGGCAAAAGGAGGGAAAGAUGAUUCCGUAUUGUAGGACGACAGGGAACUGUGGACCAGAGGAACGCAGAAGAUCAUGAAGACAAGAGAACCCACCGUCUCACCUGAGUUACCAGCACUGGACGACAAGACAUUCUAACGUUCAGAGAACAUUUCCAUGGCAAUAGACUGGCUUGUGUUCGGUGAAACUGAGGUCCAUUUAUAACAGUCACUUGUCCUUUCUAAACAAGUGUGCUAUAUAAAAACAAGGAGUGGGAAAUGUGUAGCAAUAGUUUGACCCCUAGAAGAACUUUUUGAAAUUGAAAGUAUAGAAAUGCACAAGCCCAACAAAGAAAAGCACCUUUAAAGCAUCAUAUUACAGUUUUAAUUAGAAAUGAAGCAGCAACAAAUCAUAAACCAACUCAAAAUUGGAUGCAAUAAGGCUUUCUUGUAUCAGAUAUAACCAGCAAUCAAAUGAAUAGUCAAUACUGUCAGUAGUCCAAAGGUCAAAGUCAAAAAGAGAUUCAGUUCAACCAAAAAUGUCCUUUAAAUCCAGGAUUCCCAAGAUUCAAUUGAGUUCUUUCCCAAAAAAUAUAAAUUAUAUUCCAAUAGUAAGAGCAGGAGAGUCGAUCAACAAUUCACAUUCAAUCAGAUACACUCAUCAUUCCGUGGUGUUGAAUGGAAGUCCUUAAAUCCAGUCAUUUCCCUUUUUAUGGCAAAUAAUCCAGUGGAACAGGUUUAAACUACACCAUUACGGCGCUAUUUUACAUGCAAAGUUUUCAAAAAAGCAUUUCCUCUUUGUUCCUCACACCAUAGCCUUUAGAAAAAAGUUAGCUCUUCCCUUUCCUACACACACACAUGACCACAUCCUUAAAUUGACAGGUAUCAUUUCUGGCCAAUCAACAGAUUAUCCACUUUGUGGCACUUACAUCAUGGUAAGGAAUACAUGCAUGACCAUUAAUUCUGUUUCGUAUCACAUUUAAUGUGGCAACGUUACACGUGUUAGUUUAUUUGAAUCUUGUUUAGUAAGUAAUAUCCAAAGCUGCCCUCUUCUACUCUGCAUAUUUCUGAUCUUCCACCUGUCCUCUCUUCUUUUUAAGAACACAAUUAUUGCUAGCAAGUGUUAUGCACAUGUCAAGAUAUUAGGUAAACAAGCAGAGGAAUUUCCAUGCCCUGAACGUACCGUCGGCCUACUGUAUUUUAACUGGAUUUGCUUGUUUGUAUGCUUAUAUCGACAUGAUCAUUUUCCCUUGUUGUACAUUAAUCCUAGUGUAUGUGGUGUGUGUGUUGUAUGUAAGAAGUUUGGAUAAAUGCCUUUAUAUAUUUAGCAAAAAAACGCUCAGGCCAAAUAUAUUUAAAUAUGAAAAUAACAAGGGGUGCUGCUGAGAA
This is a messenger RNA of Oncorhynchus masou masou (cherry salmon), 2970 nucleotides long. RefSeq lists its product as uncharacterized. Lineage: Eukaryota; Metazoa; Chordata; Actinopteri; Salmoniformes; Salmonidae. The coding region runs from base 173 to 1639 and encodes 488 amino acids. The record is from RefSeq and is a predicted model, not a curated record. The transcript is spliced from 14 exons.